UGAGGAGGGGUCACACUGUGGGAGGGGAGGUACUGAGGGAGCGUCGCACUGUGGGAGGGGCAGUACUGAGGGCUGCACUGUUGGGGGGCAGUACUGAGGGCUGCACUGUUGGGGGGUAGCAGUGAGACAACACUGACAGGUAGCAGCUGCAAUGUUGCAGUUGUAUCCUUUCAAGGAGAUGGGCAUUGACCUGAGGCCCCGUCUGCCUCAGCAGAUAUCAAAGAUGUCAGGAUGUGAACCCAGAGAACAGCUGGGAUGUUCUGCCUGUGACCAGACACAUCUCAAUGUCCAGACACAUCUCCUGGUCAAAGGUCAAAAAGCUGCAGACGCUGGAAACACUCAGCAGGUCAGGCAGCAUCUGUGGAGAGAGAAACGCUUCAACUGGAUUACUUGUCCUUUGAUUUUUGGCGCAUUUGUUUUCCGUUUCCUGGACGUUGCUCUGUGUAAAUCACUUUCCAGAGUUCCCCACUGCACGAUAGUGGCUGCACACACGAAUACUCUGGUGCCAGGCCUGGAGACAUCGACUGCCCUAGUGCAGAAAGGUCCCGUUGUACAUUCGGAGGAGGCCGAUGGGCGAGGGAGGCUGACGCGAUGCGGGAGCUCUGUUAGCUCAGGCGCUGUGGAACAAAGGAGCUCUUGUUGCAGCGCCUGGGCUGCUUGUCAUAGCAACAGGCUCGUGAUCCGGCGCAAACAGUGAGCCCGGAUACACGGGAGCUGUCAGCAUCCGAAAGCUGCGGCCAGCGGCCGGCCAUGCACCGCGCCUAUGAGCCCGUACUCCCCUGUGGAAGCAAGCUCCUGCAGCAGAGGUGGGAUCUGACCUGUUACCGGGAGCACCGGCGCAAGGUACAAGUGGCUAAAUCAAUGAUUGACAACCAUUCUCCUGAAACCUUCUCUCAUCUUCAGCUGAAAUUUAAGAAGCUCAGGCUUGAGGAAGACCACCUCUCCAACAUAGAGAGAAACAACAAGAAACUGCUGGAAAAGAUGUCAACAAUCAUGAGGACCACUGGGCGAGUUGACAAUAUGAAUCAGUACAAGUCAAACAGUUUGAACAGGGAAAAGCGGCAACGCGAGCUGGAAAGAGUCACUCGUGAGAACCAGGCUAUGCAGGAACGCCUCAAACGGGUCGAGCCACAGUACAACCACCUCAAAUGGCUUGAGGACUGGUACAAGUCUGAGGAACACUUGGACAAAAUUGCUCGCUAUCCCCGUGGCUGGUACAUUGCACAGAAAUCAAAGCCCAAAUCAAAAGCAAGGAAGGUUAAAUCAGCAAAAAAUUCUGAAAAGAUCAAAAACAUACAAGUGAGGAGAUCGACAUGAAGGAGAGCAGAGAAAGUCGGUCUUCAGCUCAACCGGCUCCACACUGAGCUCUCAGUACCAGCUCUGCCUCGGUGUUUAUUGCUCCAGAAUAAAUAUCUCAAUCUUCUCAUCAAACUCCAAACUUCGUUUCAGCCAGUGGUUCAGACCAUAAAUGCACCUGCAUCUGUCGCUACCCUAUGUGAGAAGGUUUCAGGAACCAGUAACUGAGAUCAGACACACCUCAUUCAUGCUUUCUCGAAUUCUCACUGAUAUUGAUGUUUAUCAUUAAAGUAAGAGUGCUGAGUUUGAAAGAAAUUGUGUCAAUGCAAGCAUGUCCAUGUGUUUAUAGGAAGCUCUAGUGAAAUAAA
This is a messenger RNA of Pristis pectinata (smalltooth sawfish), 1664 nucleotides long. RefSeq lists its product as uncharacterized. The coding region runs from base 751 to 1317 and encodes 188 amino acids. The transcript has 5 exons. NCBI's taxonomy places the organism in Eukaryota, Metazoa, Chordata, Chondrichthyes, Rhinopristiformes, Pristidae. The record is from RefSeq and is a predicted model, not a curated record.